Messenger RNA from Tupaia belangeri chinensis (Chinese tree shrew), 1098 nucleotides. It is a transcript of the gene PDLIM1, whose product is annotated as PDZ and LIM domain 1. The coding region runs from base 94 to 1083 and encodes 329 amino acids. Gene Ontology annotation, biological process: actin cytoskeleton organization; heart development; muscle structure development. The record is from RefSeq and is a predicted model, not a curated record. Gene Ontology annotation, molecular function: actin binding; muscle alpha-actinin binding. Gene Ontology annotation, cellular component: filamentous actin; adherens junction; Z disc. The transcript has 8 exons. NCBI's taxonomy places the organism in Eukaryota, Metazoa, Chordata, Mammalia, Scandentia, Tupaiidae.
CAUGAAGCGCCAAGCGCAGCUGCCCGGGUCGCCAGCGCGCCGCGACCUGCCCAUCUGUCCCCUGAGGUCACCACCCGCCGCCGCCACCACGCCAUGACCACCCAGCAGAUAGUCCUUCAGGGCCCGGGACCCUGGGGCUUUCGCCUCGUGGGCGGCAAGGACUUCGAGCAGCCUCUCGCCAUUUCCCGGGUCACUCCCGGAAGCAAGGCUGCUGCAGCUGAUUUAUGUAUCGGAGACGUGAUCACAGCCAUCGAUGGGGAAAACACCAGCAGUAUGACACACUUGGAAGCCCAGAACAAAAUCAAGGGCUGCGUAGACAGCAUGACUCUCACGGUGACCAGGUCUGAACAUAAAAUCUGGUCUCCUCUGGUGACAGAGGAAGGGAAGCGGCAUCCGUACAAGAUGAAUUUAGCCUCUGAACCCCAAGAGGUCCUGCAUAUCGGGAGCGCCCACAACCGAAGUGCCAUGCCCUUUACUGCCUCGCCUGCCUCCAGCGCGGCCCCCAGGGUCAUCACGAACCAGUACAACAACCCAGCUGGCCUCUACUCCUCAGAAAACAUCUCCAGCUUCAACAGCGCCUUGGAGGCAAAGUCGGCCGCCAACGGGGAGGAGGCCAACGGCAGAACCUUAGACCAUUCUCAGCCUGCAAGCGGCCUCGUCAUCGACAAAGAAUCUGAAGUUUACAAGAUGCUUCAGGAGAAACAGGAGUUAAAUGAGCCCCCCAAACAGUCCACGUCCUUCCUGGUUUUGCAGGAAAUCUUGGAGUCUGAGGAGAAAGGGGAUCCCAACAAACCAUCAGGAUUCAGAAGCGUUAAAGCUCCCGUCACCAAAGUGGCCGCAUCGAUUGGAAACACUCAGAAGUUGCCCAUGUGUGACAAAUGUGGCACCGGCAUUGUCGGCGUGUUUGUGAAACUGCGGGACCGUCACCGCCACCCUGAGUGCUACGUGUGCACUGACUGUGGCACCAACCUGAAACAGAAGGGCCAUUUCUUUGUGGAGGACCUGAUCUACUGUGAAAAGCAUGCCCGGGAGCGGGUCACACCACCUGAGGGCUACGACGUGGUCACCGUGUUCCCCAAGUGACCCAGCAGAUCGGCU